AAUUAAAUAUCUUUCCUGCGUAUUGUCUUUUAAAAACGCUGAGAUUUUAGCCAUCUCAGCCAAAUUAAUAACUUUCAAUAUCCAUUCUUCUAUUGUAGGUAUCUCUUCUUUCUUCCAGUAUUGUCCAAUCAACAGUCUUGCUGCUGUUAUUAAAUUCAGAAUCUGAAUUUUGAUGAACACCUGGCAGCCGUCUCCAGGAGGGCCUUUUACCAAGUUCGCUUGGUUCGCCAGUUGCGUCCCUUUCUUGACCGGGAUGCCUUAUGCACGGUCACUCACGCUCUGGUUACGUCUAGGCUGGAUUAUUGCAAUGCUCUCUACAUGGGGCUGCCCUUGAGGUGCACCCGGAGGCUGCAGUUAGUCCAGAAUGCGGCUGCGCGAGUAGUAACGGGAGCCGCUCGUGGCUCCCAUGUGACAUCGCUGCUCCGUAGCCUGCACUGGCUUCCUGUGGUCUUUCGGGUGCGCUUCAAGAUUUUGGUUACCAUCUUUAAAGCGCUCCAUGGCUUAGGACCCGGGUACUUACGAGACCGCCUGCUGUUACCUUUUGCCUCCCACCGACCCGUAUGCUCUCACAGAGAGGAUCUCCUCAGGGUGCCGUCCGCCAGUGUCAGCUGGUGGCCCCCAGGAGUAGAGCCUUCUCUGUGGGGGCAGUGAUGCUCUGGAAUGAACUUCCCCCUGGCCUGCGUCAAGUGCCUGAUCUUCGGACCUUCCGUCGUGAGCUCAAAACAUAUUUAUUCAUUAAAGUGGGACUGGCAUAAUUAGCAAUGAAUUUUAAUUGGGUUUUCUUAAUAUUUUAAAAUUUUAAAUCUAAAUUUUUAAUUAUCAGCCUUUAUAAUUUGCUUUUUUAAAAUGUUGUUUUAACUGUAUAUAUUUCGUUUUAUUUUGGCUGUACACCGCCCUGAGUCCUUCGGGAGAAGGGCGGUAUAAAAAUUUAAUAAAUAAAUAAAUAAACAGAUUCUCUCAUUCGAAGAGGGAACCCAAAGGCCAGCUUUUGGUCCCUUUCAUCAAAGAAAAUGCAAGAGAAAAGUUGAUUACACAGGACGGGCAAAAAUUAACCCCCUCCUUUGCACCAUAAAUCAGUUACAUGUAGUUAAACAUAACAUGUGACAACACAUAUGCCCAUUUAAAUGAGGUCUGACGAAAGCGGGGUGUAAAAUUUGUUAGGGUUAGUCAAAUUAAAAUACAAAAAUAACUGUUAGUUAGCAAGAACAACAAUAGUACAAAGUUAAUGUUGGUACUACAAAACCCAUCCUGUGUAGCCCUCAGCCCAAAACAUGAAGCACUGCAUCCAAAUCACUGGUCACUCACUGGUGAGAAAGAGCCCUUGCCUCAGAUUGGUGUACUGCUGCCCUGGAAAAACCAUCAUGUGGAAGGAGAUGGGCAGGGAAGAGAUAAAGAAGCCCUUUCAUUUGCCAUGCAAGCUCUCUCAGCUGUGUUUGCUACAAGCCCCUCCCCUAAAACUCCAUAGAGGGAGGUGGCUGGAGUCAGUCUUUAAACAUCUUAAGCCUUGCUUCAACAAGAUAAGGCUGCAUAUAAAUUUAAUAAAUCAAUAAAUAAGGCUCUCCAACUUCAUUCCAAACUUUGCAAAUGACACCAGACUCUCUUCCAAGAUUUAACUGAUGCUCCAUGGCAUUUAACCUGUUUCCAAGUACAUGUUAAGCCAGUGGUUCCCAACCUUUUCUUGUUUGAGGCACAACCUUUUCUUGUUUGAGGCACCCUUGGAAAGCCUUUCAAAAGUUCCCGGCACCCUUAUAAGGAAAUAGAUAUUUAAAAUCUCCGUAGCUCAAAAGUUCCCGGCACCCUCAAAAGAUCUCACAGCACCCCUUAGUGCCGCGGCACACUGGUUGGGAACCACUGUGUUAAGCCAUGGUUUUCUCCAGUGUAGGUUACAGAAUGAAUCCCUAUUAACUGGGUUUAAGAGAUAAAUUGUCAUAAAUUAUGAGCUGUAAGCUAAGAAGGCUGAGUUAAUAAUCCAUGCAUAAAACAAACACUUUGAUUAUGGUUAAAUUGGUAAUAAAAAAUCUCCAACUACUUGAGAUGCUUGUUUUCUGCACAUGAGAGCUAACAGGUCCCAAAAUAGUUGGCUAUUUUCACAUACCCUGCUCUGUUUCUGUCACCUUUCUCUCAGUUUCUCUCAUAGGAAAGGGUCAGGGGUUGUUUUUCUGCGCCUGCCAGCUGGAGCUCAGGGGACCAGAGGGGUGUGUAUGUCAGUAUGUGUGAGACUUCCUUGAAUUGUAUAAGUGCCUUCAUAUCCUGCUGUUUUCUUUAGUCAGCAUUAAGAUGAGUGGACUUCCCUCUCUUUUUCAAAUUUUAUUAAAUUUUGUUAUACAAUAAAAAGAAAAAAGAAACAAAAGUUAGAGAAGUCAAAGAAGGGAAAAAAGAGAUGAAAAGGGAAAGACAAAAAGUAGUGACUUUUCCCAACUUUUUUCAGUGCAGUAACAUAAAAAAAAAUUACAUCUUCAAUUUUUCUUUUACAUUCCUAAAUAUUUCAAACCAUUUCUAUAACAACAAAGUCAUUCUACUUAUCAAAACCUUUCCUGUUUAGAUAACAUUUCUAGUCCUCAUUGUCCUUCUCUUCCAGGGCCUGUGAGGUUUUCCUCAAGUAUGGAAUUCAGUGCAGGGCUUUCCAAAGUCAUUGCUUGAUGGUAACUUUUGCGUGGCCUCCUCCAUCUUGCUUGCUCUUCUCUUGCAGGUUGGGUGGCUGAGAGGGAGACCCCACGAUGGAGGAGAGGAAGAAGAAGAGCCCCAAGGCUCACCUCAGCCAACCGGUGCCUGCAAGUGCGCUGCGCAAGCUGCCUGGCCCAGCCAGCAAGAGUGCCUCUUUCUCGCUGGGGACGCCGCACCUCCCGUCUCCAAGGCCAAGAGCCAAGUUUAAGAGAGCAAGCAAGGAGACGUCACGAAUUCCUCAGCUUGGGGGCAAUGCGGGGUCUGUGGUGGGCACCCCCCUGCAGCAUUCGUUCCUGACCGACGUCUCUGACGUGUAUGAGAUGGAAGGGGGUCUCCUUAACCUGCUGAAUGAUUUCCAUUCAGGAAAGUUGCAAGCUUUUGGCAGAGAAUGUUCUUUUGAGCAGCUGGAACACGUGCGGGAGAUGCAGGAGAAACUCGCCCGCCUCCACUUCAGCCUGGAUGUCUAUGUGGAGGAACUUGUGGAAGAUCAGAAGAAAACCGUGGCUGACAGGAAUCUGGACCAGCUGCUGACCAAUACAAAAGCUUCACCUGGCUGAAAAUCCUGAUGUGGAAGAAGCACCCAACGCCUAGAAGAGGCAUCGGGAAGGGCCAGGCCGGCCCCGUUCUGAUGAGGCCUCAAGAAAGAUGUCCCACAAGGAUGUCCGGCAGGCAACUACUUCUGAAUUGUGCUGUAAAAAACUUAGGGGCUGCUGGAUGGAAAGAGGCAGCGACACGUAAGCAGCAGGACUGAACAUCGGCAGGAGGCAGGAAGCUCAAGGGAAAAGAGCCUGUUCUGCAGCAUGGCUACCAAAAAAAAGAAGCAAGGAAGGCAAAGGAGAGGCCGGGACCGGCCAGGAUGCUGAUCCUCCACAUUGGAGCCCCGAGUUGAGCUGAGAGACCCCCCCUUUUGCUCAGGUGUAGCAAGAGAAGGAGGCUUUUGGUUUCCUUCCUCUUGCAGUGUUGCUCCAGGUUCCAUAACUGACAAACUUCUCCGGAAAUUUGUGAUGAGCAGCAGACGCAACACCAAUGGCGGCCCUGCAUUCUCGCUCCUCCUGCUGUGUGAGCUGGGCACCUCUCAUUUUAAAUAGUUUUGUUUUCGUAACGCUGCAUGAGUUUGAUCUCCUGCAUCCUGUGCCUGCUCUGCACAUGGCCUUAGUCUGAGAGCUAUAUAUUAUUCUUUCCAAGAACACCAUUACUAUAUUAGGGGUGGGACAAUUGUUUUGGGGAGAGUUUGGAAAAAGCCCCCAUUAUUCAUGAUGAUACUUUUACAUUCCUCCUUUUUCACUUGGAUCUAUAGCUCUGGGGAACAGAUGGAUUCCAACAGCAUCAAACGUCAAACCGACUGGGGGACAUUUGUGCUGAGAUGAUUCUUGAGAACAUGAUCUAUCCCUGCACCCCCCCACCCUGCCCUCCAAUCUCCCCGGCUGGGGAUGUGCAGAAGGAGGAGCAGGCUGAGCUGCUUGGUUUGCUUGUCACAGGCUGUCAAGUCAGAAAAGCCCCUUCAGCCACCGCAGAACCAGAGGUUGACUCACAAACAGACGGAGAGACCUUCUGCUUGGCAGUGGGGAAGCGGGGAACUCCAUCCCCAAAACUAUCUGGAUCUACUACUAGCCUAUUUCCAGAAGGCUUUGUCUGUUGCUGGAAUUGGGGGUGGUUAAUUCCUUGGUAAGCGACUUCUAGAGCAGGGGUCUCCAACCUCGAUCCCUUUAAGACUUGUGGACUUCAACUCCCAGAGUUCCUCAGCCAGCUUUGCUCUAUUA
This is a messenger RNA of Ahaetulla prasina, 4424 nucleotides long. It is a transcript of the gene CCDC28B, whose product is annotated as coiled-coil domain containing 28B. Lineage: Eukaryota; Metazoa; Chordata; Lepidosauria; Squamata; Colubridae. The coding region runs from base 2718 to 3221 and encodes 167 amino acids. The transcript is spliced from 4 exons. The record is from RefSeq and is a predicted model, not a curated record.